CGGCGGCGGUGGCGGUGGCGGCGGCGGACCUGUCGGCGCUAGAGCCAGCUGACUGAACGCCGCGGCGGGCGGGCGAGACCCUUCGUAGCAGAAGGUCACCAUGUUUAGAUGUUAGCAGCCAUAUAUGUGCGAGUCUGUGAUUGAAAAUGGCAGAGGGAAACAGCAAUGAAGAGGUAAUUCCCCUGAACAGCUUUCACUGCCACCGGGGACAAGACUGGGUCAGUCUCAGAGAUGGGCCCAUCACCAUCUCUGACUCCUCUGAUGAGGAAGGGCUUCCAAUGCUGGUCACCCCGGCACCUCCACAUCAUGAAGAAGAGGACUUGGAUGAUGAUGUCAUUCUGACAGAGACAAAUAAACCUCAGACAUCACGACCCAAUCUCAUCAAGCCAGCUGCCCAGUGGCAGGAUCUGAAAAGACUGGGAGAAGAAAGGCCUCAAAAGCCUAGAGCAGCAUUUGAAUCGGACAGGAGCAGCUAUUUUUCAGUGUGUGACAACCCGCUGUUUGAUCCUGGGAAGCAGGAUGACUAUGGUGAAUUUCUGCAUCUUGGGCCUCCUGGAAUCUCUGAAUUUUCUAAACCAAGAGGCCAGAUAGAAAGAGAACCUAAACCUGGACCAAGUCAUAGCCAAGCAGCCGACGACACCGUCAACCCCAGAGCAGAGCAGAAGGUCAUCAUCUUGGAAGAAAAUAGCCUUUUCCCAGAAGGUGAUCCUUUGGAAACUGCACACCGGUCUUCUGAGGACUCUGAGACAGAGCUUGUAUCAAACCUGGGCGGAUCCGCUGGUACAGCAGGUGAUCAGGUCAUCGGAGAAGACUGCUGGCUGAGCCAUCCGUACCUCCGCUCUCUGAGCCAGCAGCCCCGGGAGGUCAGGAACCAGGCCGUUCCUCAGGAGCGACAGCCUGAGGCAGAGCUGGGCCUGUUGUUGUUCCAGCGUGAGCUCCCGGGGCCAGCUUUUCCCAGGCCGGAGCCUCAGCAGGAUGGGAUUCCAGGCCCUGCCUCUCCUCAGCCCGCCCAUCCCCUCGGAGAGCUUGAAGAGCAACAGUUAGCAAUCGAUGAGGAAGAGCCAGGGCCAGCCUUUCCGCUGCAAGGAUCUCAGGAGACCGGUUUGAAAGAUAUUUGGAGACAGGAAGCUACUGAAGUAGAUCAAGAACUUAUUGCACUACUAGUUAAAGAAACAGAAGCAAGAUUUCCAGAUGUAGCAAAUGGGUAUAUUGAAGAAAUAAUUCAUUUGAAGAAUUACUAUGAUUUGAAUGUACUUUGUAAUUUUCUUCUGGAAAAUCCAGAUUAUCCAAAGAGAGAAGAUAGAGUCCUUAUAAACCCCAGCAGCAGCCUGCUUGCCAGCCAGGAUGAGACAAAGUUGCCUAAAGUAGACUUCUUUGACUAUUCCAAACUGGCUCCUCUUGACCAGCGCUGCUUCAUCCAAGCUGCCGACCUCCUGAUGGCCGACUUCAAAAUGCUGAGCAGCCAGGACAUCAAGUGGGCCCUGCAUGAGCUCAGAGGACACUAUGCAAUCACCCGCAAGGCCUUUUCUGAUGCCAUUAAAAAGUGGCAGGAGCUAUCACCAGAAACCAGUGGAAAAAGGAAAAAGAGAAAAGAAAUGAAUCAGUUUUCUUACAUAGAUUUCAAGUUUGAACAAGGUGAUAUAAAAAUAGAAAAGAGGAUGUUCUUUCUGGAAAACAAGCGGCGACACUGCAGGUCUUAUGAGCGGCGUGCCCUCCUUCCAGCUGUGCAGCAGGAGCAGGAGUUCUAUGAGCAGAAGGUCAAAGAGAUGGCAGAGCAUGAAGACUUUCUGCUUGCCCUGCAAAUGAAUGAAGAACAGUAUCAGAAGGACGGCCAGCUGAUUGAGUGUCGCUGCUGCUAUGGGGAAUUUCCAUUCGAGGAGCUGACCCAGUGCGCAGAUGCUCACUUGUUCUGCAAAGAGUGUCUCAUCAGAUAUGCCCAAGAGGCCGUCUUCGGAUCUGGAAAGUCAGAGCUCAGCUGCAUGGAAGGCAGCUGCACGUGCUCCUUCCCAGCCAGUGAACUGGAGAAGGUGCUUCCGCAGACCAUCCUGUGCAAGUACUACGAACGGAAGGCUGAGGAGGAGGUCGCGGCAGCCUACGCUGACGAGCUGGUCAGGUGCCCCUCCUGCAGCUUUCCUGCUCUGCUGGACAGCGAUGUGAAGAGGUUCAGCUGUCCAAAUCCUCGCUGCCGAAAGGAAACCUGUCGGAAGUGUCAGGGACUCUGGAAAGAACACAAUGGCCUCACCUGUGAGGAGCUGGCUGAAAAGGAUGACAUCAAGUACCGAACAUCUGUUGAAGAGAAAAUGACCGCUGCCCGCAUCAGGAAGUGCCACAAGUGUGGGACCGGCCUCAUCAAAUCCGAAGGCUGCAACCGCAUGUCUUGCCGCUGUGGCGCCCAGAUGUGCUACCUCUGCCGAGUGCCCAUCAGCGGAUACGACCACUUCUGCCAGCAUCCUCGCUCGCCGGGAGCACCUUGCCAGGAGUGUUCCAAGUGCUCCCUUUGGACUGACCCCACUGAAGAUGAUGAGAAGCUAAUUGAGGAAAUCCAGAAGGAGGCUGAGGAGGAGCAGAAGAGGAAGAGUGGAGAGCACACAUUCAAACGCAUCGGACCCCCGUUGGAGAAGCCCCCUGAGAAGGUGCAGAGGGUGGAGGCCCUGCCCAGGCCCGUCCCGCAGAACCUGCACCAGCCACAGAUGCCGCCCUAUGCCUUUGUGCACCCGCACUUCGCCCUCCCGCCUGUCCGGCCCAUGUUCAACAACUUCCCACUCAACAUGGGCCCCAUCCCGGCGCCCUACGUGGCCCCUCUGCCCCACAUGCGGGUCAACUACGACUUGGGCCAUAUCCACGUGCCCUUGGAGCACAACCUGCCCAUGCACUUUGGUCCCCAGCUGCGGCAUCGCUUCUGACCCCCCGAGCUCACAGCCACUACCGGGCGGCCGUGGAGCCCGUGGGCUGUAGGAUAGAAGGCCCCCUUCAGGGCUCGUGGUUCUGCUCUUGCCUUCAGUAGGGUGACCGGUUCGGCUCUUGAGAGGGUGAGAUGGCUUUCUUCUUGCUCCUUUCUUGGGUAGGGCCCCUACCCAUCGAGCGGCACUGCGGGCCGGUGCCCUCUGGGUGCCUAUAACAGGACUGGUCUGGCUGUCAGUGGGCCAGAGAAGAGUUCUGCCGUCUGUGGCCCUGGCCGCGAGGCAGGCCUGUCUCUGCCACAUCACUCAAGUCCCUGCAGGAAGAGGUAAGCAAAGGAUUUGCCUCUGUUCCCCUGCCAGCACACGAUAGGAGAAGCCGUUCAGUCGGACACCACGUAGGCCUUGGUUCCCACAGCACAGUCAGGUCCGUGGUCAGGGGAGCCCACAGGUGGUAGAGGUGGAGAGAACCAAGGGGUUGGGACUGCCCCCCCGGCCCCGGCCCCAAGUCCUGUGCUGCAGUAGCCCCGCUGCUGCCGGAGGUGCUCGGCUGGGCCGCAGGCUGAGGCGGCAGUGCUGGGGUGGGGAGCUGUUGACUGCGGCCCGUCGGGCGCUGCUGCAACUCCAUAGGGCAAAGCACUGCCCCCACGUCCAUCCCAUGACCAGUCAGGGAGUCCCUCUUCCCUCCUGACCCUCGGAUCAGCCGGCAACAAAGAACCACGUCCCAUCUUCGUGGUCACCUGGUGCCCCCUUCAUGGGGGUUUUCCCUGGCCUGCUCGCCGUUGUCUUUUGGGCCCUGCAGAGUCAAACUGAGAAUCAGUGACCCCAUGCCCGGCACUCCUGAGGGCCGGGUGGUCCUGAAGCUGUGGGCAGAUAGACGAUCCUCUUGAGGGAGCUGGGCUGGUGGCCUGCCGGGAGACGUCACCGCCCGGGGAUGUCCCCUGAGGUGCCCUUGGGGGAGCAGUAGGCUCCCCGGGAGCUCUCACCCUCCCUCCGCACACCCUCUCAGGUAGAAGGGGCAGGCCUCGGCCUGCGUGCAGAGUCCCCAGCGCGACCCGCCACCUCGUCCCAUCCUGUCCAGUCCGUCUUGAGCCCUUGCUCUGGCCAUCUGCUGAGCGAGGGGCCCCUCCCGGCAGCACACGUCACCUGGACCUGGGUCUGCUCUCCUGGUCCCCUGGCCGGCACAGCGCCUUGUGCCGUGACUCCUCAGAGACCGGAGCGGAGCAGUCCUGCAGACGCCCGCCCUUUCCGCCUUUCUCAGGAUGAAGGCUUCGCCGACAGGUGGUCAUCUGGGCACGGGGCCGCUGUGUCUGCUGCCCGGGAGCCCGCCUCUGGGCCGCCUGAACUGUGCUCCUAGCCUGAAUGACAGUGCCUUGGAAAGGCGGGCUCCGUGUGCCAGUGACAGGGUUCUACCUUCAACACGUGUUCCCUGCGCCUCUCCAGGGAGGACCUCUGAGAGCAGAGGGCAAGAGGAGGCCCACAAACGGAGGCUGGCCCCGGGUCCUUCCCUCACAGCCCUCUGGAGCCGGACCCAUUCGCCCAGGAGCUCGGCUCCAGCUCCAGCCUGCAUCCCGGCCCCUUGGCUCCAUCGAGGGCCCGAGGUAGGACAGGGAGCGGGCUGCUGCAGAGGAGGUGCUGGCCCCGGCCCUGCCGCGGGGCCACUCGAGAUGUCCCUAGCUGUCUCCAGCCGCACCCAGCUGUGGGGAGGGAGCUUUGGCCUUUGUCCCCCAGGGCACCUGCUUCCUGGCCGUCUCCUAAGUCCAGCAAGGCCCUGCAUGACCACCUCAGCCUCUGGCCAGCAGGGCAGUCCUGUGUUACUUGCCUUAAAACUGGAGAGAGGAACCUAGUAUUUGCACUUAGCAAAUGAUUGAAAAACAGGAAACAACAGUGUGCAUGAUCUGUCACUUUGUAUUAAAAUGACUAGUUCAUUCCAUUGUUUUCCUUUACCUUCAGGUAGCAAAAAUAAAAUAGUUCUGUUGAAACUGCUGUGUAAGAAGCCUGUAUCAUAUGGAACUUGCACUUUUUGUAAAUAAAUGUUUGU
This is a messenger RNA of Lepus europaeus (European hare), 4938 nucleotides long. It is a transcript of the gene RNF216, whose product is annotated as ring finger protein 216. The transcript is spliced from 17 exons. Lineage: Eukaryota; Metazoa; Chordata; Mammalia; Lagomorpha; Leporidae. Gene Ontology annotation, molecular function: zinc ion binding. The record is from RefSeq and is a predicted model, not a curated record. Bases 147 to 2903 code for a protein of 918 amino acids.